UUUUACAAUCCAGCGACUCCCGAUUUAUGAAACGGAACGCGCCCCUUGACAUAAAACGAAAAUAGUAUUUUAUUACAAUUACAACAAAUACGCAGGUCUUUUGUUUUGUGUUUAAAAUGAGUAUGAGCGUGCGCGAAGAAGAAAGGGGGAAGACUACAUGCCCAAGCCGCGGUCUCGGUAUUGCGGCCGCCGCUAUCGGCGUCGGGGUUGGGGCAGCGUUAUACUACUUCUUCAGCAAACGGCCAGAAAAUCCGAAUUCACAAGGUUCCACCAGCGAUUGGAAUUGUGAGCAACAACAAGCCUUCUCAACACCGGAUACAGACGACUCGUACACAACAAUAUCAGAAAAUGAGACGUCAGACACCAGCGUACACAACAGCCUGUCAGAAUUCCACUUGAGCACAUCAGAAUAUUCUAUUGUCAUGGAAACGUCGUCAGAAGAAUCGAGUGAUGAUGACCCUUCUUCUUCUGAAGAGUCAGACGAUACAGAGAUGGUUGAUUCUGACUUACCCAAUGAUUUUGAAUAUAGAUGGGUGUCUUUACAUAAUGCUAUAACAACUAUCAUCUCGGCGGAAUCUGAAGGACAUGGGGUGAUGGGCAAUGGGCAAUGGGUUGAGACGGCUACUUCGCUCGGUAUGCCAAGAGAUGGCGCUUUCUCGUCAAUGGCUAGCUUCAUGGGUAGGGUCGCUAAUUUAGUCAGUGACAAUAAGAAAAAAAAGACUGAAAAUGAACAAAUGAAUAUUUUAAGACAGCAGGCUUUUCGCCAGCGCUCCUGGACCCUGGAAGAAUGUUCCAUCUGUUUCGAAGUGAUGCUCCGAGACCAGGAAGUCAUGUCACUACCCUGCUCUCACAACUUCCACUCCGAGUGCAUCCUGCCGUGGCUGCAAGAGAAGCAGACCUGUCCUAACUGCCGGAAAGUGGCUGAAUGAUUGGUCCAUAUCAAAAUAUUGUUGGUUUGGACUUAAAACCAACAAUCCAGGAUUGUCCAAUUAUAACCAUCUUUAAUUUACGAACAACAAUGGAUGUAAACAAUAAUAAUUCACUAAUAGGAUAAUAAUAAUGCCUUUUUUAUAUAGCAACUAGUAAAACAAAAAAAAAAUAAUAAUUAAAAAAUUGGUAGGAUGUUUAGCUGGCUAAAUUACAAAAAUAUUAAAAUUAUAAAGAUAUAUGUAUAAGAAAUAUUAAAAAGUGGGUUUUUUCAAAAUAUAGCUAGUUUGCAAUUUUUAGAUCACAAAAAUAUUUUUGGCGGGUAAGAUGACAUUUCAAAUUGUUUCUUGCAUGUAGGUAAAUUUUUUAUUUUAGUGUUUCUUUGUAUAUGUGGCUAAUAGUACUUUUUCGCUCAAUUUUUUCGACAAGUGUGUUUUAUUUUGAUUUGCUUAUUAUAUUAAUUUAGGUUGUUUCUGAAUAUUAUCAAAACUGUCAUAUCACAUGUGUAUAGUGGUAUUUUCUGGUCGUGUUUUGGUGCAGAUGUCAAUUCUAUCAGUUAGUACAAAAAUGCUAUUUUCCCUUGAAAAUUGACAGCUGUCAACUGGACAAAAGAAUCGGUAUACCGAUUUCUGGUUCAGUUGACAGCUGUUCAUUUUUUGUGGUGACUGAAUUGACUGUCGACUGUAUUAAAAUGGUCAGAUUGUACUAAGAAUUGAUUACAAUUUUGAUUUGAUUUAAAAUUACAAAAUAAUUAAUCUUUUUUUUUCUCGUAUAUUGUGUAAAGUAUCUUUAAAAUUACCUUUUUAUAGCAAUAAUUACACGCCUUUGAAUUUUCUAAAAGAAUUAACUGUCAUAUCAUAAGAUUAUCCGCCUAGCUGUUUUCUAAAUGGGUAGGAAAUUGGUUAUUUCGAGCAAUGAAUAAGUAAUGAGAAUAUCCUUUAUCUUAAAUCCUCUUAUUAGAAAUAAAUAAGAAUCUGAUUAAUAAUUGUGACAUCUUGUGAAAAAAUUUUGGACAAUCUAUUAUAUUUUUGAAAAAUUCGUAGCCAGAAAUAACUUGAAACAUAUUCCUAAUUCUGUAAUCUUAUUUUUUUCUUAUCAUAUACUGUCUAUUAUUUUUGUAUAACGUUAAAAUUGGUAAAUGUCAAAACUUUUUUUUUUCUUUUUAUGCAUAUUUUUCUUUUUUUCCAAAUAAUGUUUAAGAAAUCUGGCUACGAUUUUGGAAUGAGUAUUUUGACUAUGAAAUGAUUUGAAUAUUGGAGUUAAUCAUUUAUUUUGCCGAUUGAAUCGCUUUCAUUAAUCAUUAGUAAAAUCUGUAAAUCAUGGAGCACAAAAUGACUAGCGGAGAUGUCAUAACACAAUAUCUCUUAAGAAAGUAGCGCGACAACAUGCGGGACGAGGAACGUUACUAGCUACGCCCGCUUUAAUCUUGCCCAUUUUUUGUAAAAACAAAAAAUCUUCAAGAUGUUUCAAAAAACCUGAAUGCUUCGUUGAUUCACUCGUAACUGAGCGUUUUUUGACCUACAAGAAGGCGCCUGAACUACCUGUCUUUGGCAUCUCUGCUCAUCUUUACUUGCUCCGUGGUUUUGAUAAAUGAUUGGUGAAAUUCUGAGAAUAUCUCGAAUCAUCGUUUCACUGUCUAGUCAGAAACUUACAUACUCAAAUUUUUCAGAAUUUUGCCAAUCUGUUCUGUAAAACUAAAAAAAUAUGUCUUCUAAUAUUUUUUAAUUUUAAAUUGGGUACUGAAAAAUUAAAAAAGGGAAAAAUAAAUAAAAAACCUCGAAAAAUUGUAAAAAAAUCUAACUGCAUAGGUUAGAUUUUUUUUAAUACUGAUAUUCUUAAUAUUAUUUUUGUAGAUAUCAAAAUAGAAAAUAAGUGAGUACCUAAUUAAAAUGCAAAAUAUAACAAUAUGUAAAAAAGUAUUUGAUUUUGUAUGCUACUGUUUAUUUAAUUAAUGUGGAAAAACGUCGGCUGAGCCACGUUUUAUUUUGACAUUGGCAACACAGUUUUUUUUUUUAAUUUUAUUUAAAAAAUUGUAGAAGCACAAAUCUUUACAAGACUUUUCUAACAAGUCCAAAUAGAUAUGGUGUUCACACAAGACACUACGAUAAUUAUGGUUUUUUAGCGUCUAGAAACUAACUCAGAAAUUGAAUGACAUACUUAACUGCUUUAAAAAAUAUCAUUUUUUCAAUAAUUUUCCUGUUUUUGACAUAAUAUUGACUGUGUUGCCUGAAUAAUAUUUAAAUGUGAUAAUGAUAUGUGUUAAAAUUGUAGACUUUAGACUGCGUAGAUUCUCAAUAAAAAUGAAUAAUGGGAA
Messenger RNA from Helicoverpa zea (corn earworm), 3241 nucleotides. Its product is annotated as E3 ubiquitin-protein ligase RLIM-like. Gene Ontology annotation, biological process: ubiquitin-dependent protein catabolic process. The coding region runs from base 117 to 929 and encodes 270 amino acids. Gene Ontology annotation, molecular function: ubiquitin protein ligase activity. NCBI's taxonomy places the organism in Eukaryota, Metazoa, Arthropoda, Insecta, Lepidoptera, Noctuidae. The transcript is spliced from 6 exons. The record is from RefSeq and is a predicted model, not a curated record.